Messenger RNA from Eremothecium sinecaudum, 1047 nucleotides. RefSeq names its product phosphatidylinositol transporter (gene PDR17). The transcript has a single exon. Gene Ontology annotation, molecular function: phosphatidylinositol transfer activity. The coding region runs from base 1 to 1047 and encodes 348 amino acids. Lineage: Eukaryota; Fungi; Ascomycota; Saccharomycetes; Saccharomycetales; Saccharomycetaceae. The record is from RefSeq and is a predicted model, not a curated record.
AUGGGACUUUUUAGCAGAAGUAAACAAAGCAUUCAAAAUCCUGAAGAUUGUAUUCCUUGUGAUAAGUUCAUUAGAACCCCACCUGAACAGUACGAAAAGCCAGAUGGAAUUGAACCGAUAACAAGUGCACAGCAUGAGAAAUAUCUAUCCGUGUUACAUUACUUCCAAGAGAAUAAUCUGUUACUUCCGGUGAAAUCCGGUCGUAAUUCUGAGGGUGCUGAAACUCUUGAACUUUGUGAUUGGGAAAAAUUCUGGAUCACUCGUGAAUGCAUUUUGAGGUACCUAAGGGCGACUUCAUGGAAUGUCGAGACUGCGAUCUCUCGGAUUUGCAAGACCAUUGUAUGGAGGCGAGAGUUCAAGGUUACUGGUGACAAAUCGGUGGAAAACCGUUUAGACGCCGACACAGUUGAAAACGAAAACCGCACGGGCAAGCAAUUAAUGCUUGGAUUUGACCGCGAGCGUCGCCCUAUUUACAUGAUGAAAAAUGGUAGACAGAACACGGAGCCUUCAUUUAGUCAGGUACAGCAUUUAGUGUAUUUUAUGGAGUGUGUCAUCACCAUGAUGCCGCAGGGUGUCGAGCUUCUUGUGUUACUAAUUGAUUACAAACACUAUAAGGAACCUGGUAUCAUCAGCGCGAGCUCACCACCAAUAUCGCUAGCAAGGCAGAUACUGAAUAUUAUCCAGGAUCAUUACCCAGAACGUCUUGGGAAAGCGUUGUUUGUUAAUAUGCCGUGGUAUGGCUGGACCUUUUUGAAACUAAUGCAUCCUUUCAUAGACCCCACUACAAGAUCCAAACUGGUGUACGAUAAACCCCUUGUUAAUUAUGUUGACGAAGACCAACUGGAGGUUAACUAUGGUGGUAAAUUAGAUUUCGUUUACAAUCAUGACAUAUAUUGGCCAGAUUUUACUGAAGCAGUGGAGGAACGUCAACAGAACCAGUUCCAAAGGUUCUUAAAGUUUGGCGGCUGCGUCGGGCUUAGCGAAUUUGACAUAAAGGGUGAUCACGACGAGUUGCUUUACCCCCCUGACUAUAAACAUACUAUAUGA